Molecule: messenger RNA, 1389 nt
Organism: Prunus avium (sweet cherry)
Lineage: Eukaryota; Viridiplantae; Streptophyta; Magnoliopsida; Rosales; Rosaceae
Source: RefSeq, a predicted model, not a curated record
AUGUUUGAGAAAAUGCAAAAUGAAAAAUCACUCUUGGAACUCACUCAUUUGCUCGUCGAAAAGGACUAUUCAUGGAUGACAUCAAGGGAAGAUGAUGUUCGCCGUGAUGAUGAUAGGAACCAUACCCCAUUGCUCAUAGCGGCUAGAAACGGUAUAUCAGAAAUUGUGAAAAAGAUGUUGGAGUUACACCCUCAAUCGGUUGAGGCUCACGAUAUUGAUGAGCAACAAAACAUUUUGCACGUGGCCAUUAUGCAUCGCUGGUUGGAGAUCUUUAAGCUUAUAAAAAAGAGCAAAUCAAUAACAUCAAGGAUGGCUAUGAAGAUUGACAACAAUGGCAACACCAUAUUGCAUCAAGCUGCAACUAUGAGAUAUUACUCUGCAGACACUCAGCGCCUAGGUGGUCCAGCGUUACAAUUGCAGGACGAAUUGCGUUGGAUGGCGCGUGUGAAAAAGAUUAUUUCACCUCGUUACAUCAUGAAGCACAACAGGGAGGAGAAGACAGCGGAGCAGCUCUUCAAUAGUGAGCAUGCAAAACUUCUUCAGUCGGCUCAAACAUGGAUAAAAGAGACUGCUCAGUCAUGUUCGACUGUGGCGGCUUUGGUGGCCACCGUUGUCUAUGCAGCCGCCUACACGGCUCCCGGGGGUAAUGAUUCAAACGGGGUUCCUGUUCUCCGGCAUUCUUCUUUCUUCUUCACAUUUGCCGUUGCUGACACCGUCUCGCCCAUCAGUUCAUUGGCUUCUUUGGUCACGUUUCUCUCUAUCCUGACAUCGCCGCUUGAGUACCAAGACUUUUAUCGUUCUCUUCCAUUCAGGCUGCGUUUGGGGUUCACCCUUCUGUUCUGCUCACUAAUAACCACCAUGCUCACCUUCACUGCUACUAUUUUGCUCUUGAUUCAUCCCCAAAAGAAAUGGACAACGUCCCUCAUUUUUGUUGUUUCAUUUCUUCCUGUCCCUGUGUGUGGCCUCAUGCAGCUUCCUUUGUUUAAGGGAUUUUCCCAAGGUUUGAAAUACAUUUUAAAGAAAAUUACCAAAAUUAAAACUUCAAUUUUCUCUCCCGCUGUCACCGUCUACCUUGCCACCUUCGCGACCGUCUACCUUGACAUCGUCGAUGCCGCCUACCUUGCUACUGCCAUCGUGCCAUCCAUCACCAUGCCAAAUAUUGAUGACCUUAUUUCUUCACUGGCUUCUAGUUGUACUUCCCCUACUACUACUCAUACCUUUAUUGUGACAGUUCACAUUGAAUCAUCCACUCAUCUACUCAUGGGAUUCAAAUUGAAUGGAUCCAACUAUGAGAUAUGGGCUUCGAUGAUCGAACUCCAUGCUAUUACACAAGGCAAAUUAGGUUACCUGAUUGGUGACAUUGAUGCCUCGGAUUCCCAUGACCCAUAA